GCGCCCUGCCAUUGGCCAGGGAGCGGCCAAUCGGUGCGGGCGCGACGCGACGCGAUGGCUGCCGGGCGGCUCUGGCUACUGCUCCCGCUGCUGCUGCUGCUCUGCGACGGGGCCCUUCCGCGGGGCCCUUCCGUGGGGCCGCGCUACUCGCCCGACUGGGCCAGCCUGGACGCGCGGCCGCUGCCGGGCUGGUUCGACGCCGCCAAGUUCGGGGUCUUCGUGCACUGGGGCGUCUUUUCGGUGCCGGCCUGGGGCUCCGAGUGGUUCUGGUGGCACUGGAAGGCCGAGCACCGGUCCGACUACGAGCGCUUCGUCAGCACGCGCUUCCCGCCGGGCACCACCUACGCCGACUUCGCCCCGCGCUUCUCCGCCGCCGACUUCCAGCCCGAGCAGUGGGCGCAGCUCUUCCAGGAGGCCGGUGCCAGGUAUGUAGUGUUUACCACUAAGCAUCAUGAGGGCUUCACCAACUGGGGGUCCAAAGCAUCCUGGAACUGGAAUUCAGUUGAUACCGGCCCCCACCGUGACUUGGUUGGUGAACUAGGAGAUGCUCUCCGAAAAAGAAACAUAUCCUAUGGACUGUAUCAUUCCCUUUUUGAAUGGUUUCAUCCACUGUAUUUACUGGACAAAAAAAAUGGCUUCAAGAGCCAGUUUUUUGUUGCUGGGAAAACUCUUCCAGAACUUUAUGAACUUGUUUUAAGGUACAAGCCGGAUAUUAUUUGGUCGGAUGGCGAUUGGGAAGCUCCGGAUACUUACUGGAACUCAACUUCUUUCCUUGCCUGGCUGUACAACGAUAGUCCAGUCAAGGAUACUGUGGUGGUGAAUGAUCGAUGGGGCUUCAAUUGUUCCUGCCACCAUGGGGGCUACUACAAUUGUCAGGAUAAGUUCAAGCCUGGCACUCUGCCAGACCACAAGUGGGAGAUGUGUACCUCUAUUGACGUCAGGUCAUGGGGUUACCGCAGCAACAUGCAAGUUUAUGAACUCAUGAGUGAAUUCACCAUUAUUAAGGAACUUGUGCAUACUGUCAGUUAUGGAGGAAAUUACCUUCUCAAUGUGGGGCCAACCAAAGAAGGAACGAUUGCUCCAAUUUUCCAAGAGAGGCUCUUGGCACUUGGGACCUGGCUGAAGAUUAAUGGGGAGGCCAUUUAUGAAUCAAAGCCAUGGCGGAUACAAAAGGAGAAUUGCAGUGACGAGAUAUGGUACACUUCGAAGGGGCCCGCAGUCUAUGCUAUUUUCUUGGUUUGGCCAAAAGACGACGUGCUGACCCUUUCAUCACCUGUUCUGUCUGCAAGCAUUCAAGUCAGUAUGUUGGGAUUCUUCAAGCCUUUAAAGUGGCAGUCAUCACCACAACAAGAAUUGCAAGUCUUGUUGCCCUCAGAAAAUCGUUGGCUUCUCCCAUUCCAGCAUGGCUGGACUAUUAAGCUACUUGGGGUAUCGUGAGGGCAAAUUUGGAAACAAAUCACAAAAUGUCUGUCCCUUUUAUCUCAUGAUUAAAGCUGGUGCUGAAACAGCGGUGGUUAGGGGGCUGAAAAGAACUGGAAGAAGAUGCACAUAAAGAACACGAGCUGCAGGUCAGUAAAUCUAAGCAUUUGCAUGCCGGCCAUUCCCGUGCAUUACAAUUCAAAGGGAUGGCUGUAAAUUGGACACCCAACUUGAGUUAAACUUGAUAUAAUACACAAAUCCAAAAUUGUGCAAUAAGUUGAAACAUCGCUUCCACGGGAAAAAGAUAUCUCAGGAAAAUUACAUUUUGUGGCACAAAACUACCUUUGGCUAUGGAAGAGGCCUCUGCUGCAAUUUUUCCCAGGAGCUGGCUUUGAAAUGCAAAUCUAUUUAGCUCAUUUUGGCCUGGAUGAAAAAAUUCUCUGGGGUUGCUUCAGAUGGUGACCUCAAAAGCCUCCACAGAAGUUCUGGUUGAGGCAGAACAGAGAAGCCUUGAAGCUGCGCUUAAAAAUAAGCAAGGUCCGAGGGGCAAGGGAACAUGUUAUGAUCCAGGAUUGCUAAUAACAAACCACUAAUAAUAGAUCCCAUUAUGGGGCAAUAGAGAAUGAUAUGCCAGGUGUACUGAAAUAGUGAAAUGACUUGAGGAGAAGAAAAACAAUGUCAUUCUUGGAAAGCAGAGGAAUUAUGACAUAUAAAUGUGUUUUCAGGAUUUCAGCAUUGGGCAAGAGAAAGGACUCUGCUGGAAUAGGAUCUAAGACUACUAUAUUUGUUUUCAUGAAAGUUGCAUUUAAAAAAAGAAUCCCUGUACUGAUUCCACCUACAGAGUACACAGAUCUGGUCUUUUCUUACCUUUGUGUGCAUCUUUGCAUCCAGGCGAGACUUGCUAGCUGAAAAGAUCCAGUUCAGACAACUGCAUAUUUGCUAGGUUCCUUUCAGCCAUGUGCUUCAUCUGCUUUCUGUAUCUUUCUGCAAGCCCAAUUAUGACAAAAUCAACUUGCCUCGUGAGCUGCUCAUUCAAUUUUCCUUUGCUACCACCUUCCCUUCUGAUUUUUUUAUAGACAAACAAGAUAGGAGAGGAGACACUUCUGUUCCAUUCCUCAAGGAUGGUUCUGGCUCUCCAAAUACAAGCCAGUCAUAUCCUGGCUCAGGAAAGAAAAAGUUUUCAGUCACAAAAUCAAGCAGUGGAAUCUAAACUAACAUUUCUCAGUAUAGACACUCUAAGAGGAGAGCUGUUAAGCAAAAAAUCAGCAGCCUGAUAGCACCUUUUCCAACUAACAUUCUUUUUUUAAUUAAAAGACAUACAUUUUCAUGAGCUGCAGCUGAUGAAGUCAAGAAAUUUUUUAAAAAUAAAAUGUGUUCGCUGGAAAAGGUGCUUACCAGACCCCUGAUUUUUUGUGCAAAUUAACAUAACCCAGGCCAUAAGGACUGAGGAACUGGCCAGAUGCUCUAGCAAACAAGACUUCUUUGGCAGUUUUUGGAGUUCCCAUUUUUCUUGAGGCAAAGCCCACAGCUGCCAAACUAGGCUUGAGUUCACAGCAGAUGGGCUUGCCUGAAAUAGUGACCUUCAGAGAGGUGUGGUACAGUCCGAUGCAUAGCGUAUGGGAUACAGUGGUACCUCGGGUCACGAACGCUUCUGUUCACAACCAAUUCGGGUCACGAACAGCACCGUUCGCAAAAUUUUGCUUCCGUU
Messenger RNA from Python bivittatus (Burmese python), 3127 nucleotides. RefSeq names its product alpha-L-fucosidase 1 (gene FUCA1). Lineage: Eukaryota; Metazoa; Chordata; Lepidosauria; Squamata; Pythonidae. Gene Ontology annotation, molecular function: alpha-L-fucosidase activity. The record is from RefSeq and is a predicted model, not a curated record. Gene Ontology annotation, cellular component: lysosome. Gene Ontology annotation, biological process: glycoside catabolic process; fucose metabolic process.